AUGCGCCUAGCAAAGACUUGCUGCAGGUUCUACAUGAGCACGGCUGCUGCGUCACUGUACCGCAGCUGGCAGAGACAACUUCGGCGGAUCUGUAGCAGAGUACAGUUGAAGGCUCAGGAACUCGAACGUGAGUACGAUUCUGAGUUUCAGCGCAGCGCAACGACUGCGACAACGAAGAGUGCAAGUGCGCCCAAACAAGCGAGUGUCGGGGCUCGUCAGCGCGGUUUGCGCAUGAGCUCUCCGCUCGCUGUUGGCGCUGGAACUUGCGAGUCUGAUCUCGAGGCGACAGCCCCGACCGCACCGGAUGCAACACGCAAGGCAGCCGCACCGUCGGGUGCUCGGGAGCACCACGUGCGCGACGCGAACGGUCGGCUGUGCGGUUUUCGCAACCCGUGGACCUCGGAGGCGGACCCGCCCCCGCUAAAGGACAUCUGGCGCGUCCGCAGCGUCUGGAACAAGGAGACGAGUAGAGUGACGCAGGAGCAGCGACAAGCACUGCAGGCAGCAGCACGUACUCCGGACUGGAGUCUCGUGGGCAACGUGGAACCCCAGCAGGCGGCGAUAGCUGCCACUUGGAUUGGUCAUGCCAGCUUCAUCUUACAGUUUCCUGGGCGAAGCGAUACUGAUGAAGCGACACAGCCGACGAACUGCGCCGGGCGCCGAUACGAUCUUCCCAACGGUAUCACCACCGUGUACUUGGACCCGAUUUUCUCGGAACGGGCAAGUCCAGUGUCAUUCCUGGGCCCGAAACGGCUUGUCAGGGCAGCGCCUCUCCAAGAAUGCCCAUUACCUGAUGUUGUGUGCAUCAGUCAUAACCAUUACGAUCACUGUGAUAUUGGAACGAUUCGGGCGCUCGUAGCGAGCGCCAGGGCGCAGCGUCGUACGAUCUCCUGGCUGGUUCCUCUGGGUGUCGAGUCGUUGCUACGAGACAAGAAUCCGCUUUGGGGCGGACAAGUGCCGGCCUCGCACCAGAUCUAUGAACUGGACUGGUACGAGCAAAGGAGACUCGGGCGACUCGAGGUCACGUUUGUGCCGGCACAGCACGCUACGGGCCGCACGCUCUGGGAUCGAAAUCAGACACUCUGGGGCGGUUGGGUGCUCCGGGAUAUCGAGACGGACUUUCGAUGUUAUUUUGCCGGAGAUACUGCCUACCGCGUCAUUCGAGAGGAUGACCCGAGCUAUCCGUAUCCGACAGAAAAAGAACGCGAGCAGCUGGCGGUCCAGCACCCGCAGCGAGCACCUUGCCCUGUGUUUCGAGAGAUUGGCGACAAGUGGGGUCCCUUCGAUUUCGCCAUGAUCCCUAUUGGUGCCUAUUCACCGCGAUGGUUUAUGAGCCGCUUUCAUGUAGAUCCAGUGGAUUCGGUAGCCAUUCAUCGGGAUGUACGAGCGAGGUCGAGCGUUGCAAUGCACCACUCCACGUUUGUGCUGACGGACGAGGGCCUCGGCGAUCCGGAGCGAAGGCUUGCGCAGGCGCUAACUGCAGCAGGUUUAUCAAGCGACGAUUUCCUAGUAUGGCGACACGGGGAGACGCGUCUGGUGUAUCGAAAGACAACCGUGUAA
Molecule: messenger RNA, 1560 nt
Organism: Cyanidioschyzon merolae strain 10D
Lineage: Eukaryota; Rhodophyta; Bangiophyceae; Cyanidiales; Cyanidiaceae
Exons: 1
Coding region: 1-1560 (519 amino acids)
Cellular component (GO): cytoplasm
Source: RefSeq, a predicted model, not a curated record